Messenger RNA from Arabidopsis lyrata subsp. lyrata, 1002 nucleotides. Its product is annotated as probable acetyltransferase NATA1-like. NCBI's taxonomy places the organism in Eukaryota, Viridiplantae, Streptophyta, Magnoliopsida, Brassicales, Brassicaceae. Gene Ontology annotation, molecular function: N-acetyltransferase activity. Bases 109 to 816 code for a protein of 235 amino acids. The record is from RefSeq and is a predicted model, not a curated record. The transcript has a single exon.
AGCUAUGCUCAACAAAAAGCACCGCCUAGCUUCUCUAGAACCUCUCCAUCGUUUCUCAAUCCUUGUCUAGAACCCUAAUUUUCACAAUCACAGCUACGUAACCAAAAAAUGGCAGCCGCCGCACCACCACCGCCACCAACAGCAGCACCAGAACCAAACAUGGUACCACCACUAACUUCACCAAUCGGCCACCCAAUCUUCUCCCGGAUCCGUCUCGCAACACCGUCUGAUGUCCCAUUCAUCCACAAACUAAUCCACCAAAUGGCCGUCUUCGAACGUCUCACUCAUCUCUUCUCCGCCACCGAAUCAGGUCUCACUUCAACACUCUUCACCUCUCGUCCUUUCCAGUCAUUCACCGUCUUCCUCUUAGAAGUCUCUCGUUCUCCAUUUCCAACAACCAUCACUUCACCAUCUCCCGAUUUCACACCGUUUCUCAAAACGCAUAACUUAGAUCUCCCGAUUGAGGAUCCGGAGAGUUACAAUUUCUCGCCGGAUAUGUUAAACGACGUCGUUGUUGCUGGGUUUGUUCUGUUUUUCCCGAAUUACUCGAGUUUUUUGUCGAAGCCUGGGUUUUACAUUGAGGAUAUAUUUGUGAGAGAGCCUUAUAGGAGGAAAGGGUUUGGUAGUAUGUUGUUGACUGCUGUGGCGAAACAAGCGGUGAAGAUGGGUUAUGGAAGAGUGGAAUGGGUUGUUCUUGAUUGGAAUGUGAAUGCUAUCAAGUUUUAUGAGCAGAUGGGUGCUCAGAUUUUGCAGGAGUGGAGAGUUUGUAGACUUACUGGUGAUGCUCUUGAAGCUUUUGAUCAGGUAAACAUCUAGAGAUUGAUGAGUUGGUGGCUGAGAGUUAUCGAAUCGAUUCACUUCCUCUUGCUCUAAGCUUUAAAGUUUGUGUUUUUUUUAUGAUGAUGAUGAAUUCGCUAUGCUUACUUACUGGAUUCUGAAUGAGAACAAACCCUUUUGUUGAAUGUAUGAAAUGUUUCAAGGUUUUAAAGUAGAGUUGUGUAA